AUGGAGUCACCGCCUUCCUUCUCUACACACUCUGAAGCACCACCGUUGAGUGAAGAUAGUGGCCUGCUGAUUACAAGUGGUUCAUUUUCUAGUGACUCCGCAAGUGGAUGGCAUCAUAUCACGUCCGAGCUACAAGAGAGCGACUUUGAGGAGGGCUCGCUGUCGGCAGGCGAGACCGCGGAAAAGGGCGAGCCUAUGCGCGAUGGCAUCUUUAACACGGUGAAGAAGGGCCCGGGCAAGAACGCGGUGAACGCCAUCGAGCCGCCGCCAGAGUUCCAGGUACGUGGA
Molecule: messenger RNA, 288 nt
Organism: Iphiclides podalirius (scarce swallowtail)
Lineage: Eukaryota; Metazoa; Arthropoda; Insecta; Lepidoptera; Papilionidae
Source: the annotation of a GenBank genome assembly